Molecule: messenger RNA, 294 nt
Organism: Loa loa (African eye worm)
Lineage: Eukaryota; Metazoa; Nematoda; Chromadorea; Rhabditida; Onchocercidae
Exons: 1
Coding region: 1-294 (97 amino acids)
Source: RefSeq, a predicted model, not a curated record
AUGCCACCGACUGGCCACAAACCUGAAACACAGAUAUACCCACCAACAAAGUAUGAAAGACUGCCAAGUACAUCUGCACAUAUCGCAAGAAAGACUUCCUACUGGGACAAUAAUCAAUUACUGCAGCUUAACAGAUAUCGUCAUUCACGCACCACCUUUUCAGUGACCAGCGUGGUGAACGGGAUUUGCAGUGAUACGGUCACGUUACGGGCUGAACGUGUAUGGGGAUUCAUGGGAAAAAUUAGUGCUACAUCUAAUCUCGAACAAAAUACUCAAGAAUUAAUAACUCAUUAG